Anneissia japonica is the source of this 1873-nucleotide messenger RNA. Its product is annotated as ER degradation-enhancing alpha-mannosidase-like protein 2. Gene Ontology annotation, biological process: endoplasmic reticulum mannose trimming; carbohydrate metabolic process; mannose trimming involved in glycoprotein ERAD pathway. Gene Ontology annotation, cellular component: endoplasmic reticulum; membrane. Lineage: Eukaryota; Metazoa; Echinodermata; Crinoidea; Comatulida; Comatulidae. The record is from RefSeq and is a predicted model, not a curated record. The coding region runs from base 63 to 1778 and encodes 571 amino acids. The transcript has 11 exons. Gene Ontology annotation, molecular function: mannosyl-oligosaccharide 1,2-alpha-mannosidase activity; calcium ion binding.
ACCAUAAAACAUGGCUGCGCCCACAGAUCGAUUGUAGUCAGAGGACAAUGUGAAAAGUAAACAUGAAAUGUUUUUGGUGUUUAAGUCGUAUUUCUUGUAUAUUAGUUAUUCUGUCUUAUUCAGAAUGCAUGUUCACUAGUGAUGAGAUAAUUUCUUUUCGUGAACGUGUCCGGGAAAUGUUUCAGUUUGGUUAUGAAGGAUAUUUGAAACAUGCUUACCCUUACGAUGAGUUACAACCUUUGACAUGUGAUGGCGUUGAUACGUGGGGAAGCUACUCGUUAACCUUAAUUGAUGCAUUGGACACUCUCGCUGUGAUGGGCAACUACACAGAAUUCAACCGAGUUGCAAGGCUGCUGGUGGAAACGUUGGAUUUUGAUGAAGACAUCAAUGUGUCCGUGUUUGAAACAAACAUUCGGGUUGUUGGUGGCCUUAUCUCAGCACACCUAAUGUCUCGAGACACUGGAUUCCAAGUGCAUGCAAAUUGGCCGUGUGAGGGCCCACUCCUCAACCUUGCAGAGCAAGCUGCUGAGAAGAUUAUCGCAGCAUUUGAUACAAAAACUCGAAUGCCAUAUGGAACAGUGAACUUAAUGUAUGGAGUACCCAAGGGUGAGACGCCCAUCACCUGCACUGCUGGAGUCGGUACAUCUGUCUCUUAUACACAUCUAGAUACGCUGAGCCGUCUUACAGGCAACCCAAUGUUUGAGGACGUGGCAUUGGAGGCAUUGGAUGCAUUGUGGGAAAGAAAAUCAGAAAUUGGCUUGGUGGGCAAUCAUAUCAAUGUAGAGUCAGGUAAGUGGACAGCACUUGACGCUGGUAUUGGCGCUGGCAUCGACUCUUACUUUGAAUACCUUCUCAAAGGAGGUUUGUUGCUAGGCAACAGUCAUCUGUUGGAGAUGUUUUAUGAAUAUGAAACAAUGAUUGAAAAAUAUAUCAAGAAGGAUGAUUGGUACAUGUGGGUACAGAUGAGUAAAGGUGUUGUAACUGUUCCUGUAUUCCAGUCAUUGGAGGCAUUCUGGCCUGGGUUGCAGAGUAUGAUGGGAAAAAUUGAUGAUGGUAUGAAAUCAUUGCAUAACUACUACCAGGUCUGGCAGCAGUUGGGUUUCCUCCCGGAAUUUUAUAACAUAGUUCAUGGCAAAGUGGUAGAUAAACGUGACGGAUACCCACUUAGGCCAGAACUUGCAGAGAGUAUAAUGUACUUAUACCAAGCAACCAAAGAUCCAUUUUUGCUCCAAAUGGGCAGAGACAUGAUAGAAUCCAUAGAAAAAGUUGCCAAGACCAGGUGUGGCUAUACAUCAAUAAAAGAUGUCCGGAAUCACCAACUAGACAAUCGUAUGGAAUCUUUUUUUCUAUCUGAAACUACAAAAUAUUUAUACCUUUUAUUUGAUCCAGAUAAUAAAAUUCAUGGCACUGGGGGUAAAGGGGAGGUUAUAAAUACAGAUUCCGGAAGCUGCGUUGUAAAUUCUGGCAGUUAUAUCUUCAACACAGAAGCACAUCCUGUGGACAUAGGCGCCCUCGAUUGCUGCAAAAAACAACCCGCACAAGAGGAAAUAGAAUUUGCUUUUAAUGUACUAAGAAACAAUAAAAAACGUUUACAAUUCUUAAAUAAUUAUGUAAACAGUGAUCAGCACACAAGGCGUGACCUCACUAGUACUUUCAAUUGCUCUGCACGUCCGUUUUAUUCUAGAUUAUCAAUUUUAGGUGAAAUGUUUGAGGAAGAGAUUAUCAAACAAGCUAAACUACCAGAAAAUGUAUGUCAAGAUUCUAUAGCAAAACCAUAACCAUUGAGUACAGUAUUAAAACAGUUGUUCUUUUUUUUUUGAAAUGGAUAUUAAAUUAUUGUUAGACUUUAAAAAAUAAACAAAUAAAUUGAGUA